GGGGGCUCAGCUGAGCAGAGCUCGCUUAGAGGCGCAGAGGAGCAGUUGUCAAGACUUUGACUUCAACCAAAAACCUCCAGAAAACCACACAACUUUCAGGAUACUUUACUAUUUCAGCUGACCUUGGAUAUCUGAAAGAAGUUGAAGUCAAGCUUUCUGACGAAAGGGAACAUCUAGUUCCAUAAUGGCAAUCUCCAUUGACCUCUCCCUUUCCAACUCCACCCCCUCCAUUUCUUCAGCAACAGAUGUUUAUGUGAACAGUUCCUUAGACCCUGCUUCACCCCCCUGCACAGACUGGUCUCCUGUACCAAUUACAACAGUGAUCCCAACCAUCUUCAGCAUCAUCUGCCUGGUGGGAACAUUAGCCAAUGCCUUGGCAGUGUUCGUAUUAGCUUGCGGCAGUAACUCAAGGAGGACGGUGGCUGACAUCUUCAUGCUCAACCUGUGUGUCUCUGACCUGCUGUUCCUGCUGUCUCUCCCGCUGUGGGCCGUCUAUUAUUCCCAAAGCUACAACUGGCCCUUUGGCAGGGUAGCCUGCAAGAUCUGUGGAGCUCUCCUUAACCUCAACCUUUAUGCAUCAAUUUUCUUUAUCACAAGCAUGAGCAUGGACCGUUACUUUGCCAUUGUGCAUCCUCUCCGCUCGCUGAGUGCACGAAACCCCAAACUUGCCUGUCUGGUGUGCAUCUUGGUAUGGUUUCUGGCAUGUGCGUGCACAGCCCCUACCUUUGCUCUGAGGGACACUGUCCAUCAUAAGGAACUUGAUGCGGAGGUCUGUGGGAUUUUAUACCCUGAUGAUACAUGGUUUCUGGUCCUGGUCUGGAUGAAGAUCCUUCUAGGAUUCCUGCUUCCUCUGUUUGCCAUCUCUUGUUGCUACUGUGCUAUUGGGAGACAUUUGUUGGCCUACAGAGAUUUGAUGACGACGCACCACCCUCCAAAUGUGUCCUCCCAGGAAGGCCAUAGGAAACCAGCGCCAACUCCCAGUGUUAUCACCAGCUCCAGUGAGGACAAACCUCCAACGGGCGGUAGGAUAGAGAGGGUUUUGUUGACAGUAGCUGCAGUGGUUUUGGCAUUUUUCAUUUGCUGGUUCCCAUUUCACUGUGUGACCUUCUUAGACAUUUUAAAGAGCAAGGGCUGGCUGGGCAGCUGCUCAGUAACAUGGACCAUAAAAAACCUCACUCCCCUCACCCUUUGUCUAGGCUUCUCCAACUCUGCCAUAAACCCUGUGCUCUACUGCUUUAUUGGAAACCAUUUCCAGCACCGUCUUGAGGACCUCUUUAAGGGCUUGUGCGCUUGUUUGAAAGCUCACAGGGAGGAGCACCGCCAGAAAAGAGGCUCCUUCAGCACCAGGUUGAGCUCCUUCUCUCGAAAACUUAGUGACCUCAAGGACUUGGCGAUUGUGGAGACCUCAAAUCGUCCAUAG
Messenger RNA from Nematolebias whitei (Rio pearlfish), 1420 nucleotides. RefSeq names its product angiotensin II receptor, type 2 (gene agtr2). Gene Ontology annotation, biological process: G protein-coupled receptor signaling pathway; immune response. The record is from RefSeq and is a predicted model, not a curated record. NCBI's taxonomy places the organism in Eukaryota, Metazoa, Chordata, Actinopteri, Cyprinodontiformes, Rivulidae. The transcript is spliced from 2 exons. Gene Ontology annotation, cellular component: membrane. Bases 185 to 1420 code for a protein of 411 amino acids. Gene Ontology annotation, molecular function: G protein-coupled receptor activity.